CCUAUCCAAUUUAAGACCCUUCAACAACCAAGCAAUCUCUUUCACAAACCCAAAAACAACAAACCUCCAAACAGAACCAACAAUGUUCCAACCCAGAUUCACUUCCACAAUCAUCCUCUCUCUCACACUCCUCCUCUUUCACACCCAUCUCCAAAUCUGCACUUCUUUGUUAUCAACUACUCUGUUGAAGCACACUGAAACCGAUGCAGUGAUCACAAAGAGGGUCAGCACCAAAAGCAUUGGAGAUUGUUUGACUGAGACUGAGCUAAUGGAUUCUGAGACAAAUAGGAGAGUUUUGGCAAUGCAGAAAAAGUACAUAAGCUAUGAUACUUUGAAGAGAGAUAAGGUUCCUUGUGAAAGAGCUGGUGCUUCUUAUUAUAACUGUCAUCCAAGACAGGCUAACCCUUAUAGUAGAGGUUGUGAGGUUAUUACUGCAUGUGCAAGAGGUUCUUGAGAAAUUGAGAUUUGAUGAUUUUUAAUGGAAAAUAGAUCAAGGAAAGUCCCUUUUUUCUUUCCUUUCUUUUCCUUAAUUUAAUCUUCUUUUUUUUUUUUUAAUGUUUGGUUUAUGAACUUUCCUAUGUAGCUAAUAAAAUAAGAUUAGGAUUUGAUA
Molecule: messenger RNA, 610 nt
Organism: Vicia villosa (hairy vetch)
Lineage: Eukaryota; Viridiplantae; Streptophyta; Magnoliopsida; Fabales; Fabaceae
Product: protein RALF-like 24
Exons: 1
Coding region: 83-454 (123 amino acids)
Source: RefSeq, a predicted model, not a curated record